This is a messenger RNA of Anguilla anguilla (European eel), 4655 nucleotides long. RefSeq names its product leucine-rich repeat transmembrane neuronal protein 4-like. Gene Ontology annotation, molecular function: protein binding. The transcript has 3 exons. Bases 987 to 2813 code for a protein of 608 amino acids. The record is from RefSeq and is a predicted model, not a curated record. Lineage: Eukaryota; Metazoa; Chordata; Actinopteri; Anguilliformes; Anguillidae.
CACGCAAGCAGUCCCUUUACGAUAGUAUUUUUAUUUAUUUACGACGUUUUCACGAGAACAUAACAGAUUUGCCGGUACUGUAGAACAUGACAGCUCCACGCAAAAGUGUGCAGUGACAAGAAAGGUCCGUCGUCUUUGUAGUGAGGGUCCGUUUACCUCCAGAAGAGGGCGUGCAGGUUUCCCUUGGCGAAGUUGCCGAGAAGGACUCGACCGACUGGUGCACUUCUGUGCUAUUUGGAACUGCGAGACGGAGGGAGAGAACUAGGAAGAAAGGAAACCGCAUUUUCCCCCCACCGGCUAUUUUCACUCGACUGUUCAACCGACAUACAUUUUAGAUCCGUCGGAUCAGUUCAGCUUCCGCUAACUGUGGAAUGUAAACUGGUAGUCAAGAUACUGUAAUCUCCUGUCAAACAUUUGGAACGCGUUUUUGCUGAGGAGUUUUCGGUAUUUGGUGGUAUUCUCUCUUAAAAUCUGCCGAGAGGGGAAAAAAAAGAAAGAAAAAAAACAACGCCUACGCAAUAUGACAUGAUGGAUGGCUGGAAUGCAAAGAGAACGUUGCGUGUAUGUUCUCCAAACUUUAUUGUGAUUGUUAUUCUGGAUUAAAAUUAACUGGUUUGGGAAAUUCUUGAGAUUUUUCAACGUUUCAACUCAUUCUAAUUGUAGGCAUUACACUAAACCUUUGCCCUCGGAAAGUAUGCGAGUGGAUCUUCGUGAAAACUCUGGGCUUAUUUCCAGGUUUUAUUGGACAAGUGAGGCAUGAUCCACGGCUGGGCUGCGGGAUUGACCAAAAGAUACGUGGUUGCGAGACUCGCCUUCGCCCCCGAACUCAGCGGCGGGCAGGUGCGCUUGGAGUCCGCGGCUGCGCGAGGUGGUCGGCUCGUGGAUUAGAACGGAACCGUCAGAGAGGAGCGCGAGUCAUGCGGGCUCGGGAGGCAUGCGCUAGAAUGCUCUAAACCUGUGGACAGGACACGGACAAGUACGCGGAUAUGGGCUCCCUCCUCCAGGGCAGAAAGCUGCUGGUGCCCCUGCUGGUGCAGGCCCUCCUCCUGGCGGGGUGGUGCCGGGGCGAGAAGCCGUGCCCCCGGAGCUGCCGCUGCGACGGGAAGAUCGUGUACUGCGAGUCCAGCGCCUUCCGCGACGUGCCCAAGCACCUGUCCGGCGGCUGCCAGGGCCUGUCGCUGCGCUACAACAGCCUGGCGGGGCUGCGCGCGGGCCAGUUCGUGGGCCUCAACCAGCUGAUCUGGCUCUACCUGGACCACAACUACAUCAGCGGCGUGGACGCCCAGGCCUUCCGCGGCAUCCGCCGGCUCAAGGAGCUCAUCCUCAGCUCCAACCGGAUCACGCAGCUCCACAACACCACCUUCCACCCCGUGCCCAACCUGCGCAACCUGGACCUGUCCUACAACAAGCUGCAGGCGCUGCAGCCGGGCCAGUUCCAGGGCCUGCGCAAGCUGCUCAGCCUGCACCUGCGCUCCAACUCGCUGAAGAGCGUGCCCGUGCGCCUCUUCCAGGACUGCCGCAACCUGGAGUUCCUGGACCUGGGCUACAACCGCCUGAGGAGCAUCACCCGCAACGCCUUCCAGGGCCUGCUGCGUCUGACCGAGCUGCACCUGGAGCACAACCAGUUCUCCAAGAUCAACUUCUCCCACUUCCCGCGGCUGCUCAACCUGCGGGCGCUCUACCUGCAGUGGAACCGCAUCCGCUCCAUGAGCCAGGGCCUCACCUGGAUCUGGACCUCCCUGCAGAAGCUGGACCUGUCCGGCAACGACCUGCAGGCGGUGGAGGCCAGCGUCUACCAGAGCCUGCCCAACCUGCAGACCCUCAACCUGGACUCCAACAAGCUCAGCAACGUGUCCCAGGAGGCCGUGGCCGCCUGGAUCUCCCUCACCACCAUCAGCCUGGCGGGCAACGUGUGGGACUGUGGCCCGGCGGUCUGCCCCCUGGUGGCCUGGCUGAGGAACUUCAAGGGGAACAAGGAGACCACCAUGAUCUGCGCGGCGCCCAAGGCGGCGCAGGGGGAGAAGGUGACGGACGCCGUGGAGGCCAGCGGCGUGUGCCGGGCCACGCCCCGCCCCUCCGCCGUCGCCCCGGCGACCCCGCCGGAAACGCCCCGGCAGCCCGCGCCCCCCACGCCGUCCCGGGCCGGCCCCCCCGCCGGCGCCGCCGCCCCCCCCUCGGCCGCCGCCACCCCCGCCGCCCCCGAGCCGGAGUUCGAGCACGUCUCCUUCCACAAGAUCGUGGCGGGCAGCGUGGCGCUCUUCCUGUCGGUGGCCAUGAUCCUGCUGGUGAUCUACGUGUCGUGGAAGCGCUACCCCAGCAGCAUGCGGCAGCUGCAGGAGGGCGCGGCCGCGCGGACGCGCCGCAGGAAGCCGCGGGAGGCCGAGCGCACGCUCAGCUCCCCCCUGCAGGAGUACUAUGUGGACUACAAACCCACUAACUCUGAGACCAUGGACAUGCUGGUCAAUGGCAGCGGACCCUGCACGUACACCAUCUCCGGCUCCAGAGAAUGCGAGGUCCCGCACCAGGUGAGUGCUCUGACAUUCUACCGAUAUGACCAGCCCAUAGUGGACUACUGCCAGGCUCACCAAUCCUUGCACCUCAACAUGGGAUUUGAGGGCCCCCCCCAGGGCCUGGAGCGGCUGGAGGACCUGGGGCCCCGGGACGGCGGCACCAUCCAGACGGUGGCCAUCCCAACGGGGCCCGCGGCCUCUCUUGCCAACCCCCGGACCACGCCCACCGCCACGCCCUCGGGGGAGGGCCCCGCCCCCGGCUUCCCGCCCGCCGAGCGGUCCAUGCUAACUUUCGGACGCUAGAGCCCGCCGGCUCCGCCUCGGCCAACAGCGGUGCAAUGAGAGGGCGGGGCCUAACAGACGCCGCCUAAUGGGGUUCCCCGUUUUUUUAAACUCUGAAGCCCGUUUGGGGGGGGCUGCAGCGCUCACACGGGGUGGGGGGGGGGGUGGGGGGGGGGGCGGGGUUGACGGAAGCGCCGCAGGCCACGCCAGAGGAUCGCCACAUCUCCAUCCCUCGGCCCGCGCGGACGCGCGAACACGCGAGGAAAAUCUCGAGAGCGACACAUCGUUUAUUUACCGCUCCCUCGUUAUGUUCUCCACUCUUUGGUUUCCUUUAAAAAAAUUUUUUUUUUUUAAAACAGACGCAAAGUGGUCUCCCGGGGACCGGGGGACGCAGGCAUAAUUUCGGCGGCUGAGACAUCGAGCGCUAAACGUGGCUCGGUGUGCGCCCGCCGCGGGAGCUCCUGACCAGCAGGGCUAACAGCCCCCACUCCCCCCCGCCCCAGACGGAUGGAACGUGCAAUAAAGAGAAAGAGGGAAGACCGUAAAGGAGGAGGAAAAGAAUGGGCUAAUGAAACACGAUGGCAGAACAAAUUCAUGUUCAGCAGACCCGGGAAGAUUCUCGCUGUUAUUUCUAAUAAGGUGCCAGUUGCCGGUCCCACACGCCAUCAAAUGCGAACCCUAAUUUGAUUAUAAAAGGGGCGAGCUGUCCGGACUGAGUCAUUUCGUGGCACAUACUUAAUCUGCUUGUUUGUAAUUUGUUUGAUUGCUUUAUAUGAAUCUUUAAAUGUAAUACCGACUUUCUCACGAGCGAGCUCUGUUGAUGUGAAAACGUCUUACCAAAGACCCCCCCGAGUUUUAUUUUAAACGUUACGUUGCGGUUUUUUCGUUUCUCUCUCCUGGUUUGUAGUUCUGGUCACACGGCGUGUAUUUUUUGAGAAUGUUCCUAAUGUUUGUAAGUUAUUAUUCAGAACACGCCUCUGUACGGCCAUGUACACCGGUGGGAUUGUGUUUAUCAGUGACUCAUAGCAGAAGGUCCACAUCGUCAUUAGUCAUUGUUUUAAUUUGCAGACGGACCCUAGAGUGUUCAUGGAGGUAGGAGGGAAAACAAUCUGACAGGUGUUUUUUUUUAUAACAGGUUUAAGGGGCGCCCGUCUCCCAAAUGGCUUCAGUGCUGGUGGGUUUCAAAACCAGCCCCAUGCCUGAGCGUCUUUCUCGCAGUAUGUUUUUGUAAUUGUGUUUAAUUGGCACCCAGAGUGUGCACAAAUGGCCCUCUGACACGGCAACAUUUAGUGCCCGAAAAACGGAGAAAUGCGCGGAAAUGUCAAAUCCUCCCUGCGUAAACAUCAAAGAGAGAAACAAACUACCAGAAUCUAUUUUGAUAUAAACAAUGUGGGCUGAGAUGCAUGUGGGUCUUUCAUUUAUGGGGUUGUACAUUUAAUGGAAAAUCCCUUAAAAAUAUUUUUUCAGAAACCCAGACUUGAACCUCAGAACUAAUUUACCAUAAAUGACCACCAGGGGGAGUUCUGAGAGUCUGUUAUCAAUCUGAGGGAAUGUCAAAGUCAUAGAGCAAAUGCAACCUGGUCUUGGUUUAGUGAAUAAAGCUGCCAGCUGCUUACAACCAAAAUGAGCUGCUGGGCAGGAGCUGUCCCAGCAUGCCUCUGGACUCCACCAGUCCUCCUUUGAUUUCGAUUUAACUUAAGAAACAGGCCGUGCGCAAGAUCUUACACGGAUGACACGCCCACACUGGACUGCCCUCAGCAAUGUCUGGAGCCCUGCACAGGAUAGCUCACUCCCAAUAAUCCCACCCCCCGCCUGCUGCUGAAAGGUCCCAGAACCCCACCACCCCCCACCCAAACCCCGCCC